AGUAGAUAACUGCUCCUCGUACCAUAAGGAGGCCCUCGCGCGUUUCUUCGUCUCACCCCAACAGGAUGGAGUCCAUAGGCGCGUGUGGUAUUUCUGUUUGAUCCUUGCGAAUAAGAUUUAGCCGUGGUCGCACGAUAGAAACUAAGAAUGGCGAACACGGCCCACCUCGUACGUCGCCAAAGCUCGCGGGACUUGAAGCCCCAAAAAAGUGUCGACAAACUCGAAAUGAAGGAAAUGAGGGGCAGACUAAUGGUGGAGAAUCGUAAGAAUGUCACUACUGCCAAUUAUGGGGCCACGAACGCAGCCUUUGAAGACUCCAGUCCUAAUAUGAAGAACAAAACGGGAAACGGGGGUGAGAGCAGUAAACUCGGGAGUAACGAAGGAAAGGCAAUUUUCCGACCGGAAGCGGGAGAGGAUGAACGAGAGAAUUGGGACAGCAAGCUUACUUUUCUACUGGCAACUGUCGGAUACGCUGUAGGACUUGGAAACGUAUGGAGAUUUCCAUAUCUCGCUCAAAAGAAUGGCGGAGGUACGUCUACGUGCUUGAAAACAAGGAAACGAGAAUAUGACAUAGUCGUGUACGUGACUGCCACAUUUCCGUAUAUCGUUCUGAUCAUUUUCUUCUUUCGUGGCGUCACUCUGACGGGCAUGUCCGACGGUCUACGUCAUCUUUUCACACCGAAGUGGUGGAAGUUAACGGAUCCAGUGGUAUGGUUGGAAGCGGGCACGCAAAUAUUCUUUUCCCUCGGUCUGGCAUUUGGUGGUCUAAUAGCGUUUUCAUCUUACAAUCCUGUGAACAACAACUGCUACAGAGACGCCAUUAUGGUCAGCUUCACAAACUGUUUCACUUCGAUGUUCGCUGGGAUCGUCGUAUUUUCAAUCAUUGGAUUUAAAGCUACCAUGGUCUACGAACAGUGUCUGUCCGAGAGAAACGCCACGCUUAUCAGUAUUUUUGGACAGAUUGAUAAAAUACCAACCGAAAUACCAGCCAGUGGUACGCUACUAAAUUUCACCACAGGAAAUGGAACGUUGGACAACUUGAUCAUGCCAGAACUACCCGAAUGCGACCUCGAAAAAGAACUGGACAAUUCAGCGUCAGGCACAGGUUUGGCGUUUAUCAUAUUCACGGAAGCAAUCAAUCAAUUUCCCGGGGCUCAAUUCUGGUCAGUGUUAUUCUUCCUCAUGCUGUUUACGUUGGGGAUUGAUUCUCAGUUCGGCACCCUCGAGGGCGUCGUUACGAGUAUAGUGGAUAUGAAAUUGUUUCCAAAUUUGCGAAAAGAAAUCCUCACAGGUGGCAUUUGUCUGGUUUGCUGCACUAUAUCAAUGGCCUUCGCCCACGGUGCUGGUAGCUAUGUCUUCGUGCUGUUCGACAAUUUCAGUGGAAAUUUUCCUCUGCUGAUCAUUGCUUUCUUCGAGUGCAUCGCAGUAUCAUACGUUUAUGGUUUGAAGAGAUUCGCGGAUGAUAUUGAACUGAUGACCGGUAACCGUCCAGGCCUUUAUUGGCUAAUUUGUUGGAAAUACCUCAGCCCGUUGGCUAUGCUGAGUAUUUUAAUCGCCUCCAUCGUGGAGAUCAUGGUCGAUGGAAGUGGGUAUCCAGCUUGGAUCGCCAGCAAAGGCGUCACGGAGAGACAGGAAUGGCCGAUGUGGUCGUUGGUUCUCAUCGGUGUUCUCAUUCUGGCGUCUGUUCUUUGGAUUCCAACGGUUGCCAUAUGCAGACUCUUCGGGAUACUGAUAAUCGAAGAUAACGAGAAGGCCUGGUUCCCAGCAGCCGAUUUGAAAGAGUUUCAUGGAAUCGUACCGCACGAAGUUACCCCUGCCGAGACAUUAUUAUUCUGCAUAAGAAGCGACGGAUCCGAGGGACUCUGUUGUCCAACCGGUGGUCCCAGCGACGACGACGAGGAUCUCACCUAGGAAUGGUCAUCGUCGCUCCCGUUGGGAUAAUAUGUGUUUGAGUGGUUUACAGACCUAACAACAGCAUUAUUAUUUUUCAGCGUUUCAAGUAUUCAGACACACUUCUCAUUGCGAUUCAAAGUCGAUUCUCAACACUUUUCGUUUUGCUUUCAAAGGAUGCUGCAAUGAUAUAUCGUGUCAAUUACCCUGAAAACGACGUUUAUAUAAUUCGAUAUACAAUUUCAUCGUAGCAUUGCCAAAUUCUUUUCUUCUAAAUUAUUGUUUCCUUUUUAAAGCAACUAAUUUGAAACACAUUCACAGAGAGAAGAUACUGGUUUCGAACGUAAACGAUUGCUAUUCGAUUUUCAAACCUGAUUUCCCGCUGUUUUACGAGUCUCUGAAUCAUUCGAUGACGCGUACACAUGUCAAUAUUAACUCGAGAAGCUCGAAUUACGCGAUUCCUGAUGAUGCGUGGGAAAACGAACGUGGACGAUAGAGAUAAAUAGGAAAUUGAAAGUUCUAUCUACGCGAAGAUGCAACGUUUUGUGUCUUUGAGUUAAACUUGCAGUUUCUUCGCUUGCGAAAAUAUAUGCGGUACAUCUCGAGCAUUUAAUGGUAUUUAAAGAAAUUUUAUAUUAUUAGAAUAUGAAACUUUUGAAAUGCUAUAAAAGCAGACAAAAUGAACGGUGAUCGAGAAACAUAAAUAUCAACGUAGAAAUUGGGAAAUGUAAAAACAUUUGAGUUUCAGUUAUUUCAACAAAGAUCAGAAAGCUCAUCAUAAAUUAUAAACGCUCUAAACGCUAGUAACGUUAACAUUUAUAGCGAUUAAUGCUCUAGAUAUUGAACCGUAGUCAUAAAUACCAUUCACGAGAUGUAUCAUAUAUGUACUAAUUAUUUAACACGCGACACGUCAUCUCAUUUGCAAUACGUAUUCGUUAAAGGCAAGUGAAAACCUUGCGACAGAUCGCAGAUCAUUAAAAAAGAAAAAAUAAUAAAAGAAAAUAGGAUAAUGUUAAGAUUAGAAACGAGACACUUUUACCGCUUAGCGAUCGCAGAUAAUGUGAGAUGUAAGAUUAGAGUAGGAGCCGUCCAAUGGCCGUGAAAAGGAUGUUUCGAAAUCGUUACAUUUAUGUUCAAUUUAGUAAGAUCAUACUCACAGUGGCGCGUUGUACGUGGGUCCCAAGAUGAUAUGCAAAUUAGGGGCACCAUAAAUCUAAUUUUAUUAGAAAUAGCAAACAAAGACAAAUUGGUUAAGUAAUAUUUACAGGAAAUUUAGUGCCAUUCUUUUUAGUAACGUAUCAAUUUUAUUGAAUACGAAACUCUUUUAUGUUCUCUUCAGAUAUUUCAAUAUAUAUUUUCUUUCUUCUUCGUACACCUGUGAAAGGAUACAGAGGUGUUUCGUGAGAUUAAACAAAAUGAAUAUAAAUCUACGUAAAUAAAAUUAGUGUUUAAAAUUGUCUACAUACAGAGUAUCGUAGCUCAUGUCUAACAAGUGACUUUUACUUCAAAAUUGCUAACAAAUUAAAUUCUUAAGUAAAAUUCACUUAAACACCACAAUACUCGAUACUCAGAUAGUUUCAUACAGUAAUUCAUUUACUGUUAGAAACCAGUAAGUGAGGUAAGAGAUGAGAAUAACAGGCUGAUAAUAAUGGGAUGCAGCUUUUAAGGUGAAAACACUAUAAAGGUUUAUUGUAGUUAUAAUAGUGCAACGUGAUAUGGCGAUUACACACAAGAGCUUGAUAGAACAAGUGAAGACGGAAGAAACAAAUGACACACAGAUAAUGCUUACUGUAUGCAUUGAUACUCUCUCGCAUUUACAUAACAUUGAAUUAAUUUUUGCUUAAUCUAAUAAAACAUCUUCGUAUGUUUGCUCGUAGUACUGCAGACAAACAAAAGGAAAACAUGUAUUGAAACGUCUAAAGAGUAUCUCUAAAUCGUCAUAACGUUAUUUAAAAAAAAGACAUUUUUCAUUCAAACUGCCAUUGAACAAGAAAAUCUAUUUUUCGUAUAUUGCAUAUAAAUAACAGUAAUAAAUGUUUGCAGCAUUGAUUUUUGGGAUCCCUUUGCUUAGGACCCUAGAUGACUGGUUUUGUCUACGGAAUAACACGCCACUGGAAAAGAAAGAAUUCUCCUUUAACGAACGAUUUCUCUGUUUGCUUGAAUUCGCAAUUAUUCGAAUUAGUAUUAUACAAAUUGCGUGAGAAUUUUUUAACGAUCAUACACCGACACGAGUAAAAAUAAUGCGAUCGAGAAUCAUAUCAAGAUCCCUUUUCAAGGAGCGAUCACGUGUGAUGUAUUUUAGUAUUUAGCGACCCCUGAUACUUCAAAGGUCAUCUGUUUUUCUAGAGAUACCGAUUACUUCGUCGAGAAACCUUCACAUAUCUCACUUGUCGAAUUUGUAGCCUUUCUUUCCAAUCGACGAUACGUUUGUCCUUUUCGGAGAGAAAAGCAGAACGCUCGAUGGACAGGUAGCUUAAUCGUGUCGAAAGUAAUUGACGAUCGAAGAAGGGAGACGAGGCGAACGCAUAUCAAAAGAAACGAUAUAUCAAACGCGUGAAAUUUAUUUGCAAAUUUUAACGCGACGCUCGUGGACGAGCAUUCUAAUCUAUAAGGACAAUAAACAAAUUUCUUAAGACUCGCGGAGUGAAGGGAACGUGUAACGCGACAAUAAUGCGAUUCAAUUCAUUGGGAUUAAUUGACGAUGGGAAUAUACGACAAUAAGAUCGAAAAAAAAAAAAAACGUUUGCACUGCACUUCUUGCACAUACAUUCACAGAGGCCUAUGAGAAUCGAGAGCGUCGAAUCGAAGGAAUAGAGCAAUUUCGUUCUGAUAUUUUCGUACGUUCGAGUGUACAAUAAUAUAUACAUAUAUUUUAUACGUUAUGUUGUAAUUUACGUUUUUUAAUGACGGUAUAUUUGUAAUCGCGCAUGUAAGAUAGGAUAUUUUUUAGAUAAACAUUGCACGAUGAAUCGUGGAAAAAAAAAAUGAUAAAAAAUGUGAAACCAUUUAACGUGUCUGUUAUUAAAAAGAAGAGUAUCAACGAAGCGUGACAAAAAAUUCUUAACGCUUGUCGUUAAAAAAGAAAUAAAUUGGCGCAGUAUGGGGAAGGGUAAACUGCAUCUAUUCCUUCGAUGAAAGAAACGUUUAAUAGCGGAGACUAGAGCAGUAGCGAAGAUGCGCUCAGAUCACGUCUAUUUGUACUUCGGAUCUCACUAUUUUAUAUGCGCGCUUUUGGGUAUGGGUCUUAACUCUUUCUAACGAAUUGUUGAUCACGUAUCUCUCAUAAUUCCGAAAGGAUUCUAACCAAAGCUUGGACGAGAUGGUAUCGUAGAACUCGCACUUUAAUAAUCAAUAAUAGGUGUCCUAUCGGUUUCCACUAAGAACGAGAGAUUUAGCCCCGUUUUUUCGAUCGACUUAUAGACACGCACAUUCUUUUUGGUACAAGACACACAUUCACAUAGGCCGUUUCUUUAUUUAACAAGAAGGUGCUAAACUAUAAUAACUUAAGGGUGAUUUAAUACGAAAUUAUAAUACUAUAUAAAUAUAUAUAUAUACACACAAUCGUUAAUAAUAAUAAUUGUUAAGAACCCUUUAUUGAGUCGAAUAACGGCCCCGACAAUAAUUAUGUUGCUCCUAAUCGAUUAGUGAUUUACUUAUACUCGCAUAUUAUGAUUAUUCGUAUAAAGUAGACGAGCUGUAAAUAAUUGUUGAAGUGUCUUUUAAACCGAAAAAUGACAAUAACUGCGAGUCGAGAACCUGCCGCGUGAAACAUGAAGAAUAUCCUUUACGAUGAAUAGUACAAAUGUUUCUUUCACGACGAUAUGUAUGUACGUUUCGUAAGCGUCUAGUACGACGCACGCCUAGUCUCCAAUUUACACGGAUUCCAAAGUAACUAAUUUUCUAUAUUCAAAUUGUUAAAAACGGAAAUAUAUGCUGUGCACGUAUUUGUAUAAUUAUUUUUUAGUACCGAUCAUGUGUUACUAGCAUGAAACGUAAAAAGGAAAUUAAGAGAGUAAAACAUAAUUAAUAGUUAGUUACUAAUGAACGACUAUGACUCUUCCAGCAUUUUUGCAAUUCGAUUGAAUCUUUACAUUUUCAAAUAAAAAAAAGGGAAAAUAGAUGGCCAUAUCUAUGUAUACAAACUAAAAUAAAAAUUACAAAAAAGUAUAGCAUUAUAUAUUUGCUAUUUCGUGAUAUUUUAUUGUAUUUCAUCACUUUAUUUUACGUUGAAAUAAUGAAGUUGAUUAAAUAACUUCGCGAGGAAUUUCUGUGCUGUGAAAUUUUCCGUGUAAAUCGUAGGAUAGGUGUACGCAAAUGUCAGACAAUAAUCCGCUCUAAUGGAUUUUGAUUUUUCAUACCGAUAUCGAGAGCUCGAGCCUUUGAAAGGCUGCGUUGGUAAAUACAGUGUGCUAAAGUUGUUUAAUCGUUAAUCUGUAUUUAUUCGUGUCUUCCUCGAUAUCUCAACGAUCAAUUACAUGGAACCCUUUAGUGUCAUCGAUUGGCCUAAUUUAGGGUUUUUCAAACUCUGUGUUAAAGUAAGAUUAAAUUCGUCUUUCUUAAAUUUUGACAACUUUCGUUUAAUUUAGGGGGGUAUCCUGAAUUAGGAGGUCUAAAAAAAUCGGUUUUUCGUGAAUUUUUUUAGGCUGGAAAGAAAUAAUUAAUUUUAUCAAACUUUUUAUCCUAUUUUCAUACAUAUUUGAGUAGUCUGUACAAACUUUUUCAACAAGAAAUAUUGUAAUUGAGUCGAUUGCGACGCACAUUUGUAGAGCACCUCACAAUUAAAACCUCCUUUUAGUAAAAAACUAAAAGUAAUUUUGGUUUGACACAAAAAAAAAACCAAAAGAAAUUUUCAUUUUCAUACAUUUUUCUUCUAUGCGAACUAAGAAAAACCCGCAAAAAUGGUGAAAUGGGAAAUUACUGCAAGCUUGAAAAAAAAAACGAGUUCUUUGGGUGAAAAACAUCACGUUAACUUGAUAAAAAAGUUGUUUAAAAUUCUUUUUGUACGAAUUUUUUUAGUUCACAUAGGAGAGACAUGUAUGAAAAUGAAAAUUUCUUUUGGUUUUUUUUGUGCCAAACCAAAAUUACGACCUGCAUCUUUCCCGCCGAUACGAGGUUUUAAUUGUGAGGUGUUCUACAAAUGUGCGUCACAGUCGACUCAAUUUCAAUAUUUCUUGUUGAAAAAAUUUCUACAGACUACUCAAAUAUGUAUGAAAAUGGGAUAAAAAGUUCGAUAGAAUUAAUUAUUUCUUUCCACCCUAAAAAAAUUCACGAAAAACCGCUUUCUUUAAACCUUCUAAUUCAGGAUACCCCCUUAAAUAGUUUCAUACUUUAAACUUUUUCUACGUUUACUAAAACAGUGCACGUAAAUAAACAUAAACAAAAUUUAGUGAACUGACAAGGGCGUUCUUAGAAAUUUAUUUAAUACAAUUUACUGUAUUCAAGAUACUACAUAAUAUUAGUUUCCUUAAAUUGAAUUCAUAAAGAAUUAAUGAGGUUACAAAACUUCCGUAAAUAGAUAAAAAUAUUAUGGCAAGUAUUUUUAUUUGUUUUUAUUCCAUUGAAAGCUUACACGGCCGAAUUUGAGAAACCCUGGCCUAAAUAGUGCAAAUAAGUAAAGCGAACGACGCAAACGUUGAGUAUAACGAACAAUGCAGCCAAACGUGACGAUAAUUUAGAAUUUUAACAUCGUUUUGCUUUCUUUACCUCCAUUUUCGAAUAAAAACCGACAAUAAGUCACUGCAUCGCACUUUAUACAUAUACCCGCACUUUGACUCGUGUGUAAUUUAGAAUUUGUUCGCGUCCGCACGAGGGUUCAGCCAGAGAUGGGCAAAAUUCUCAUCUAGAUACAAAUUUCGAAUAACAAAUAAAAAAAUAAACAACUUUCGAUUUGUAGUUCGCUCGAUAGAAAGUCCAAUCUGAAUUGGUAAAACGAAAUUAUGUUUCUCGAUGAAUAAAAAGCUUAUCAGAGUAAAAAUAUUUGAUCGAACAAAGGUUACCAAUAAAUCUCGGUAGGGCGUUUCUAUCACUCGUUAUUAUCCGAAUAAAAUUUUACCCAUCUCUGGUUUCAGCAGAUGGUGUUACUUCUCGUCGAUAUCAGUAGAGCGAACGUACGGUGUCAAUGAAAUAUAUCAAUAUCAUUAGAGUACUGUUAGGUGCUCGAUCAACAAUAAAACGGUAAACAUCAACUUUUAUAGUGGAUUUCCUUAAUUUUCGACGUUGUUGCUUCCGUUCGUUGUUUUCUUUUACACGAUGUGUCCCGUAUAAACUAUUACAAGCUGUUUUUAACCGACUUCGAAAAGGAGGAGGUUACUCAAUUCGACAUGUAUAUAUAUAUAUUUUUUUUUUUAUUUUUUUCUUCGAAACUAUUGAAAAUUUCGAUGUUAUUUUUCUUAUAACUAAAGAAUACAGAGGAGCUAAUCUUUCAUUGCGAAAGCAAACUUUUUGGAGAAAAUGUUAAGGACCAUAGGUGGUCCCAUAUUUUUUCUUCAAUGUCAGUCAGUUUUAUAAGAGCUAUACGAAUAAUAAAAAAGAAAUACCACCUUCAAUUUAACAAAAAUUUAGAAUUCCUCCUUUUUCCUCUUAACAAUCAUCUGAAAAAAUUACGUUGUAUUUUGAAAGCUUGUAAUAAUUUAUACCCAACGAACUGUGUAGACUAAAGCAAAACUUAUCAAGUUCGAUAAACAUGUACGAAGUCGUGUGUCCAUCCAUACUUAAGAUGCAAUUAAAUGUGAAAUAAAAAGGUUGUGUAUCCGAAGGGACACGAGAGUGUAGGCUGUAACAUUAGUUUCCAAAGAUGAUUCGCGUUAUUAACGAAAUUUUAUUAACAAUACAUCGUACCAGGUAGCCAAAACGUCGAUGUAGCUUGCGCAAUAAAACAAAUAAGAAAUUAAAAUGAGUAUAUAUACACUGAUAUUACGUAUACGUAAAGCUGUAAAUAUAUAUAUUGUUGUCAGUUGAAUGUUAAAAUAAAUACCGUGCGUGAAUACGGA
Molecule: messenger RNA, 8879 nt
Organism: Hylaeus volcanicus
Lineage: Eukaryota; Metazoa; Arthropoda; Insecta; Hymenoptera; Colletidae
Product: sodium-dependent neutral amino acid transporter B(0)AT2
Exons: 10
Coding region: 148-1911 (587 amino acids)
Biological process (GO): sodium ion transmembrane transport
Cellular component (GO): membrane
Source: RefSeq, a predicted model, not a curated record